CGUGUGCGCACGUGAGAGAAGAAGGAAAUGAUGCCAAGAGAAAGUUGAAGCUAUAGUCGAUGUAGAAAAAGAGAAGAAGGAGAAGAACAAGAGAAAAGAGCAGGCGAAGUUCUGGCCAACGGAGCGCAGAACAGAGGUUGUGCAGGGAAGGUGAUAGAUAAUCCUCCUUGCAAGGGAAUUGAGCAGAAGUGGCACAUCCGAGUUGUAGCAAAUUGGGGAGAUAAGUGGAGCAGUAGCGUAGGGGAGACUAUUGCGUGAGUUCCUGCUUCAGAAGCGGGUAGAAAGGGUGGGCAGGUCAGGCGCUUGAGAGCGCCUCAACGACUGCCGGCUCUCCCUUUCAUCGCGCAGCCCGCCGCGUCGUUCAUACCCUGACACCUUUUGUUUUCAUUGUUUUGUUAGUCUAAGAACUUUUCGACACACACUCAUACUAGCAAGUGCAGCUCAGCAGUUGUUAUACAUCCAUCCAUCCAUCUACAAAAAGAAAACGCAUGUGCCCCGUCCUGUCUUGUUCAUCUUUCGUUUCUGAAUCUUCCUAUAGCUAUAUUAUUCCCUUGGAGUUCUUCUGUUCCUUUCGUCUUUGCGUUGAGAGUUUUAUUCUCAACCCUCCGUUCGUCGAGAGACGAGACGGAACUGUGAGCCAAUCACGUGGCUCAAAAUCAUGGCGGCAGAAGUGCAGAGGCUAAUGGAGAGCGAUGGCGCGGAGAUGGCAGUUGCGAGCGGUGAUCUUGAACAAACGAGCCAGGGUGUGACUGAUGAAGCCGCAGAAAUUCUGAAGUGCCGCGAGAGGAUGGGUCAUUCCGCAGUGCCCCGGAAGCCGAUGGGGCUCUACGAUCCGGCCUUCGAUUCCGACGCCUGUGGUGUCGGUUUCAUUGCUGAGCUAUCGACUGUACCGAGCCGAAAGCUGGUGGUUGACGCGUUGGACAUGCUUAUUCGCAUGUCUCAUCGUGGUGCGUGUGGCUGUGAGGAAAACACUGGAGACGGUGCAGGCAUUCUAGUCGCUCUUCCCCACGGAUUCUUUCAGAAGGCAUUGAGGGAGGAGCUGGAUGCAGAGCUGCCGCCACCAGGAGAAUAUGCUGUGGGGAUGCUAUUUUUGCCUGUGAAUGAGGAGAGGCGAAAGAUUGGCAAGGACAUAUUUACCAAGAGAUGUGAAGCGCUUGGCCAUAACAUUUUGGUCUGGCGGCCGGUGAAGACCAACAAUGCGGGACUGGGAAAGGGAGCCUUGGAGACGGAGCCCGUAAUUGAGCAGGUGUUCAUUUCUCCAAGCGUAAAGUCUGUUGUUGACUUUGAGAAGCAAUUGUUCAUCCUCAGGAGGAUGGUUGAGGGCGAGCUCCGUGAUGCACUGGGGUUAGAGCAUGGUCAACCCCGGGACUUCUAUAUCUGCUCUCUCUCAUCGAAGACUGUUGUCUACAAGGGGCAACUUAAACCUGAUCAACUCCCAGGUUACUUCACGGACCUGAAGGAUGACAAAUUUGCUGCAUACACGGCGCUGGUGCAUUCUCGCUUCUCUACAAACACCUUUCCCAGCUGGGAAAGGGCGCAGCCAAUGCGAGUACUUGGGCACAAUGGCGAAAUCAACACCCUGCGUGGUAACAUCAACUGGAUGAGAGCACGUGAAGGUUUGCUGAAGUGCGAAGCUCUGGGCCUGUCUCGGGAGGAGCUGAAGAAGCUGAUGCCAAUUGUGGAUGAGGAUUCGUCAGAUUCAGGCGCAUUCGACGGAGUGUUGGAGUUCUUGAUCAGGACUGGAAGAAAUCCCCCGGAGUCGGUGAUGAUGAUGAUUCCAGAGGCGUGGCAAAAUGAUAGGCUCAUGGAUGUGAACAAGAAAAACCUAUACCAAUACCAUUCUGCUUUGAUGGAGCCUUGGGAUGGGCCUGCUUUGAUUGCAUUCACGGAUGGAAGAUACAUUGGUGCAACUCUGGACCGGAAUGGGCUGAGGCCAGGUCGGUAUUACAUCACCCACAGUGGACGUGUGAUCAUGGGCAGCGAAGUGGGAGUGGUGGAUGUGGAUCCCAAGGACGUGAAGAAGAAGGGCAGAUUGAAUCCUGGGAUGAUGCUUUUGGUUGAUUUUGACAAGCACAUUGUUGUGGAGGAUGCCGAGAUGAAGAAGCAGUACUCGGCAGCGCGGCCGUACGGUGAGUGGCUGGCAAAGCAAAUGCUGACACUGGAGGAUAUCACGGAGAGCGUCCCCAAGGAGAAGUUGCUCCCACCUACGAUCAAUGGUGUGGUCGCGGAUGCUGACCUGGGUUCAGAUAUCAAGGAGAACCGUGGACUGACCAAGCUUCUUGCACCUCUGAAGGUCUUUGGGUACACGGUCGAGGCGUUGGAGAUGCUGUUGCUCCCCAUGGCACGGGACGCCUCUGAAGCCCUUGGGUCUAUGGGGAAUGACACCCCGCUGGCGUGCAUAUCAGACAGACCGAAAUUGCUCUUCGAGUACUUCAAGCAGAUGUUCGCGCAGGUCACAAACCCGCCAAUCGACCCCAUUCGUGAGGCUGUUGUGACUUCCACGGAAUGUAUGAUCGGCCCGGAAGGUGACCAGACAGAGACGACAGAGCAGCAGUGUCAUCGUCUGUCUCUAAAAGGUCCGCUCCUCACGCUCGAGGAGAUGGAGGCGUUGAAGAAGAUGGAUUAUCGUGGGUGGAGGACGAAGGUCGUCGACAUCACCUUUGCCAGGGAGGAAGGACCUGCAGGAUUGGAGCAUACUCUGGAGAGGAUUUUGAAGGAGUCCACACAAGCCAUAGCUGAUGGGUUCAAGAUUCUGGUUCUCUCCGACCGUGCCACGUCGUGGGGAAGGGUCCCUGUGUCGUCUCUCCUUGCUGUGGGAGCCGUCCAUCACCAUUUGGUGAAGACCCUCUCUCGUACCCGGUUGGCUGUGGUCGUAGAGUCAGGAGAGCCUCGUGAAGUCCACCACUUCUGUACUCUCGUUGGAUUUGGGGCGGAUGCCAUCUGUCCUUACGUGGCGAUCAAUGCCAUUUGGAGCCUCAACGAGGACGGAAAGAUUCCUCCGAAGGCUGAUGGCUCAUGCCGGACAAAGGAAGAGCUUGUGGCAGCUUACUUCAAGGCAUCGAAUGCAGGAAUCCUCAAAGUCCUCGCUAAGAUGGGCAUCUCCACCCUGGCUUCCUACAAAGGGGCACAGAUCUUUGAGGCACUUGGUCUAUCAUCUGAGGUGGUAGAUAGGUGCUUCAGGAGGACACCGAGUCGUGUACAGGGAUGUACUUUCAAGACUCUGGCUGCUGAUGCUAUGCGCUUGCAUGAGCAAGCUUUUCCUGUUGUGGAGCCACCCAAGGGCAGUGCAGAGGCGAAGGCAUUGCCAAAUCCUGGCGACUACCACUAUCGCUCUACACCAGACUCUGAGGCGCAUCUGAACGACCCGACAGCCAUUGCCAAGCUGAGGGAGGCAGCCACGUUGAACAGCAAGAUUGCUUAUGAGGAUUUUUCGAGGAUUACGAACGAGUUGAAUAAGAAGUGCACUCUCCGUGGAAUGCUGAAAUUCAAGGGAGUCGGGUCAUCUAUUCCUUUGGAGGAGGUUGAGCCUGUGCAGAACAUUGUGAAGAGAUUUUGUACGGGUGCUAUGAGUUAUGGGUCCAUCUCACUUGAGGCACAUACGACACUCGCCAUGGCUAUGAACCGCCUUGGAGGAAGGUCUAACACAGGUGAAGGCGGCGAGAACCCGGCUAGACUGGUGCCCCAGCCAGAUGGAUCCCAUAAUCCACAGAGGAGUUCUAUCAAGCAGGUGGCCAGUGGUCGCUUUGGCGUGACAGCAUAUUACCUAACAAAUGCGGAUGAACUGCAAAUCAAGAUGGCACAAGGUGCCAAACCGGGUGAGGGAGGUGAAUUGCCCGGCCACAAGGUCGUUGGGGACAUUGCUGUGACUCGGCACUCUACUCCCGGUGUGGGUCUAAUCAGUCCACCCCCGCAUCACGAUAUUUACUCGAUCGAAGAUCUUGCUCAGCUCAUCUAUGACCUGAAGAAUUCGAAUCCAGGCGCUCGUGUGAGUGUGAAGCUGGUUUCCGUGGCUGGAGUGGGAGUGAUUGCAGCUGGCGUGGUGAAAGGACAUGCAGAUCACGUCCUCAUUUCUGGCCAUGACGGUGGUACCGGUGCUUCUCGCUGGACUAGCAUCAAGAAUGCAGGUCUGCCAUGGGAGCUGGGUCUUUCAGAGACACACCAGGUACUCGUGGCAAACGAUCUCCGUGGCCGUAUGAUUUUGCAGACCGAUGGGCAGAUAAAGACGGGGCGUGAUGUUGUUAUCGCUGCCCUUCUUGGAGCAGAGGAGUUUGGUUUCAGCACUGCACCUCUUAUGGCAAUGGGGUGUGUCAUGAUGAGGAAGUGCCACAAAAACACUUGCCCAGUUGGAAUUGCAACGCAGGACCCGGUUCUUCGGGCCAAAUUUAAGGGCGAGCCGGAGCAUGUUAUCAAUUAUUUCUUCAUGGUGGCAGAGGAAGCACGGAAGUACAUGGCAUCCAUGGGAUUCAGGAAGAUGGAUGAAAUGAUUGGCAGGGCAGAUAUGCUGGAGGUUGAUAACGAGGUUAUCAAGAACAACCCAAAGCUGGAGAACAUUGAUCUCUCUGCUGUUCUGAAGCCUGCUGCAGAGUUGCGACCAGGUGCUGCCCAGUUUUGCGUGCAAAAGCAGGAUCAUGGGCUGCACAUGGCUUUGGACGUCAAGUUGAUCGAGCUCUGCAGACCUGCACUGGAGAAGUGUGAGCCUGUUCGUCUUAACCUGGAGAUCUGCAAUGUCAACCGUGCUGUUGGCACCAUGCUCAGCCACGAGGUGACGAAGAAGUACCGUCUGGCUGGACUUCCUGAGGACUGCAUUCAUAUCAAGUUCGAAGGACAUGCGGGACAAAGUUUUGGUGCAUUUAUCUGCCCUGGAGUUACGUUGGAAUUGGAGGGUGACAGCAACGACUAUGUUGGAAAGGGUCUCUCUGGAGGGAAGGUUAUUGUCUACCCUCCCAAGGACAGUGGUUUUGUUCCCAAGGAGAACAUUGUCAUCGGAAACGUUGCCUUGUAUGGUGCUACUUCUGGAGAAGCUUAUUUCUGUGGCAUGGCAGCUGAGCGUUUCUGUGUCCGUAAUUCUGGUGCAAAGGCAGUUGUGGAGGGCGUGGGCGACCACGGUUGUGAGUACAUGACUGGAGGUAUUGUAGUUGUACUUGGAGUUACCGGUAGAAACUUCGCUGCCGGAAUGAGUGGGGGUGUUGCUUACGUCCUGGACACAAAGGGUGAAUUCCAGAAUAAGUGCAACACAGGCCUCGUUGAUUUGGACAAGAUGACUGAGGAGGAAGACAUUUCUAUUCUCAAGACGAUGAUUCAGAAGCACUACAAGCACACGCACAGUGCGGUGGCUAAGCACGUGCUUAUGAACUUCGAUGAUCUGCUGCCCUUCUUUCUCAAGGUAUUCCCACGCGAUUACAAGCGUGUGCUCCUUGAGACGAGGGCAAAGAAGGCACAACAGGCAGCAGCAUCGUUGGACUCUUUGAAGGCUAUUGCUGCCAAUGGCGCAGUUUUGGAGAAACCAAGAAGGCCAACACGGGUUGAGGGAGCAGUGAAGCAUCGUGGUUUCGUUGUGUAUGAGAGAGAAGGGAUUCCGUACCGGAACACCGAAGAAAGGUUGAAGGAUUGGAAGGAGGUGAUGGUCCACGAGCCACCACCAGCACUUCUGAAAACACAAGCUGCACGGUGCAUGGACUGUGGUACACCAUUCUGUCAUCAGGGUAAUAGCGGGUGCCCACUGGGCAACAAGAUCCCUGAAUUCAAUGAUCUUGUACAUCAAAACAGGUGGCGUGAAGCUCUGGAUCGUCUGUUGGAGACGAACAACUUCCCUGAGUUCACAGGCCGUGUGUGCCCAGCACCAUGCGAGGGUGCUUGUACACUGGGUAUCAUUGAGAACCCUGUUGCUAUAAAGACGAUUGAGUGCACCAUCAUUGACAAGGCGUGGGAAGAAGGGUGGAUGGUGCCCAGGCCUCCUGUUCGGCGCACAGGGAUGAAGGUGGCUGUGGUGGGUAGUGGGCCUGCUGGACUAGCAUCUGCGGAUCAGUUGAAUAAGGCAGGCCACUUCGUGACUGUUUAUGAGCGCGCUGAUCGUAUUGGAGGGCUGAUAAUGUAUGGUGUGCCAAACAUGAAGUGCGACAAGGAGGAGGUUGUAGAGCGUAGAGUCGACCUUAUGAGGAAGGAGGGAGUCAGAUUCCAAACGAAUGUCGAUGUUGGGGUGACAAUUUCUGCCAAGGAUCUCAGAGCGGAGAACGAUGCUGUGAUUCUUGCCUGCGGAGCGACAAAGCCGAGGGACCUGCCUGUUCCAGGCCGUGAACUGAAGGGUAUUCACUUUGCGAUGGAGUUCCUCACCGCGAACACCAAAAGCCUCCUCGACAGCAAGCUGAUGGAUGGCAAGUACAUCUCAGCAAAGGGCAAGAAAGUGGUGGUCAUUGGAGGUGGAGACACGGGCACGGACUGCAUUGCCACGUCCGUAAGGCAUGGCUGUACCGCCAUGAUCAAUCUCGAACUACUUCCUCAGCCUCCAGCAGGGCGUGCAUCAGACAACCCAUGGCCACAGUGGCCGCGCAUCUUCCGUAUCGAUUAUGGCCAUACCGAAUCGGAAGCCACAUUCGGCAAGGACCCCAGAACAUACGAGGUAAUGACCAAGAGAUUCUUUGGAAAUGAUAGGGGAGAGGUGACAGGUCUGGAAAUUGUUAAGGUGCAGUGGACCAAGGACGCUUCCGGGCGAUGGAAAAUGGAGCAGUUGGCAGGAUCGGAGCAGAUACUGGAAGCAGACCUGGUUCUCUUGGCCAUGGGUUUCCUCGGCCCGGAGCAGUAUGUUGCACAGGAGCUUGGUGUGACCACAGAUCCAAGGAGUAACUUCAAGGCAGAGUACGGACGAUUCGCAACAAAUGUGGACGGUGUCUUUGCGGCGGGUGACUGCAGAAGAGGCCAGUCACUGGUGGUGUGGGCCAUAACUGAGGGAAGGAGAGCAGCCGCACAGGCUGACAAGUACUUGGCAAGGAAGGCAGCUGAUGUUGCGGCUAGCCAAGGUUCUCUAUCGGCUCUGAGAAUGGGGAUGGUAAGCAAUGGCAGCACCGUUGGAGUCACUGCUUAGGACUGUCCGAUUGAUUUCGCCGCAAGGGUGGUUUGAUUCCGUUCUAUUCAACACCGUGUGCACGGGAGAAGUGGAGCUUAUGGUGACAAUGCUGGGUUGGUACCAGGAACGUAUAACAUGUUGUGCUUUUCGGUGUUUCACGUCAUUGUACCCAAGAAGAAGCAUUACACCCUCGCAUUUGCACGCGCACGCGCGCGCUCGAGAGAGAGAGAGAGAGGUCUGAGGUUGCGGUUAGCCAAGGUUCUCUACCGGCUCUGAGAAUGGGAAUCGUACACAAUGGCGGCACCAUUGGAGUCACUGCUUAGGACUGUCCGAUUGAUUUGCCGCAAGGGUGGUUUGAUUCCGUUCUAUUCAACACGUUUGUACGGGAAAAGUCCACAGACAGGCAACAUUUUGUGCUUCUCAGUGUUUCAUGACAUUGCGCCCAAGAAGAAGCAUUGCACCCGUGCGUGUGUGCAAGAGCAAGAGAGAGAGAGAGAGAGAGAGGUUUUUUCCGAUGGGCGUAACUUGAGAGAGAGAGAGAGAGAGAGAGAGAGAGAGAGAGAGAGAGAGAUGUCUUUUCCGAUGUGUGUGUGUGUGGUAGAGAGAGAGAGAGAGAGAGAGAGAGAGAGAGAGAGAGAGAGAGAGAGAGAGAGAGAGAGAGAGAGAACUUUGGCAAAAAUAUGUAUUAAUAGUAAGUAUUGUAGCAAGUUUUGGACGUCAGACAUGAUAGAAAAGAUAGCAAGUUUUGGACGUCAGACAUGAUAGAAAAGGUGUGGAGAGAAUUUAUUGCAUUGCAAAAGUGGUGGUUGUUGAAGAGGAGAGUCAGUGUCCCUCUAUGGUUUCCCGUGGUGCUUGUUGAAGAUGACAAUUGAUGUCAUUUGCUGGUGGUGUGUUUUCUCGGCGGGGACAAGCAAGGGUGUCGUCCUAGACGUAGAGGAGGAAGGGAGGGUGGUCGCACCUGGUGUUCUGAAAUGGCACCAUUGCGGUGGUGUCAUGAUACACUCGUAACGCUGCGGCGCUAUAGUGUGGCCUCACAAGCUUUCUCGCCUUCUUGUUCUGAUGGCGGUGGCAUGGUCAUGAGUUCUGUCUUUUGUCUUUAUCUUUCUCUGAAAGGUCUCGCUUGAUGUUGGAACAGCACUGGGGAAAGAGAAGGUGAGCCCAUCAGUGGCUUGUAGCAGUUUGUAGUUCUGCUUUGAUAUAGGAGCAGAUGGCGCUAUAGGUUGGCGUGUAGCAGUUUGUAGCUCUGCUUUGAUAUAGGAGCAGAUGGCGCUAUGGAGAAGGUGAGCCCAGGCAAUUCGGCGACAAUCGUUUUCAAUUUUUCAAAUCUGUCGACCCUCUGGAAUUAUUAGGUUGUAGCUAGAGAUUAGAACAUGUCGUCAAGAGUGAGAGAUAUUGUUUCCUGGAAUUGGUGCCGUGUUUUGGUGAGCGCUCUGAAAAUAGAACACUGUCUCAAGUUGAGAGCAGGAGGAAUUAAAGGGCUUUUUUAUAACGAGGUUUCAUGGCAGGUUUAUGGGAAAGGUUAUGUGAUUGUGAUUUAAGGUAGCAGUUUUUCCUGCAAUCCGUUCCCAUAGCCAAUGGCUGUGUCUCGAGCUCAUGCUGGUGAGAUGGGGGGAGGGGGGAAAGGGGUUGUCCAAUCCUACCAUUUUUCUCCAUAUGAAUUAUGUGCUUAUUUCUAUGAAAGAGAGCAUGAAGCAGUACUUUUUUUCUUUACCUCUUUGUGCAGUCGCAGAGGAAGUGAUGAGCACUGUGUUGUGUGUGUGUGUGUGUGUGCGCGUGUGUGUCUCAAGUUUUUAAUGUGUGUGUGUGUGUGUGUGUGUGUGUGUGUGUGUGUGUGUGUGUGUGUGUGAACUAGUCACUUGAACAUAUGCCAGGGCUGUGACAAACUGUUGUUGGAGUUUCACCGACUUACUAGGAAGCUGAACCCUGAACAGUCUGCAGAAUCCCUAACUGAUUACGCAUAAUCCACCUUAACCCCGGUUGUGGUUAAUAUAUGAAUACGUAUUGCCAAACAG
Molecule: messenger RNA, 9072 nt
Organism: Chara braunii
Lineage: Eukaryota; Viridiplantae; Streptophyta; Charophyceae; Charales; Characeae
Source: the annotation of a GenBank genome assembly